Messenger RNA from Humulus lupulus (European hop), 3720 nucleotides. RefSeq names its product mitogen-activated protein kinase kinase kinase YODA. The coding region runs from base 458 to 3133 and encodes 891 amino acids. Gene Ontology annotation, molecular function: ATP binding; protein kinase activity. Gene Ontology annotation, biological process: protein phosphorylation. The record is from RefSeq and is a predicted model, not a curated record. The transcript has 12 exons. NCBI's taxonomy places the organism in Eukaryota, Viridiplantae, Streptophyta, Magnoliopsida, Rosales, Cannabaceae.
ACACUUACUUUUUCUUUCUCUCUCCUCCUCCGUCUUCUUCUUCUUCUUCCUCUCUAUAUCUUUUCUCUGUGCCUUUUCAGCUUCGCAUCUUCAGUCCACCAUAGCAGCCAGAGGCGUCGCCCUUGGAGUUUUUUCUUCAAGCGUCGUCGUUUUGGGAGGGACUCUCUCUCUCUCUCUUUCUCUCUGCAUAGUACAAAAAAGGGACUCCAACUUCAUUCCAUCACACUGUUAUAUUGUGAAACCUCUUUUAAGCUGCUCUCCUCUAUGUUUUGCAUCCCGAAAUGAGUCCUGUUUGCAUACUUCUGUGACUUUGUGGAUAAGGCCAUUUGACUCGAUCAUUGUAACUAUUAUUUGAGUUGCAUAUCUAGUCAUCAAUUUGGUGUAAUGUGAUAGCUCAUUUAAAGGAAAAAAAUUGAACUUAGAACUUGACUGUUAGUUCAAGCUUGUAACACCAGCAAUGCCUUCUUGGUGGGGAAAGUCUUCCUCUAAAGAAGGAAAAAAGAAAGGGAAUAAGGAGAGUUUUAUUGAUACAAUACACAGAAAAUUUAAGAGUGCACCUGAAGAUAAGAGCAGCUCAAAAUCAGGAGGUUCUAGGAGACGUAGUGAUACUAUCUCAGAAAGGGGAUCUCUAUCCAGGGUUCCAUCCAGAUCACCAUCUCCCUCCACACAAGUAUCAAGAUGUCAAAGUUUUGCAGAAAGGCCUCUUGCCCAACCGCUUCCCCUUCCUAGGACACAACUUUCUAGUAUUGGCCGUACCAACUCUAGCAUUAGUACAUCCUCAAAAUCAGAACUUGAUAGGCGGUCGAAGCCAUUGAUGGUUUUUCCCCUUCCAAAGCCUGUUUGUCUCCUUAUUGCUGAGGGAGAUUUAGCAACUGCUUCUGUUUCUAGUGAUAGCUCCACUGACAGUGAUGACCCAUCUGAGUCACGUUUAAUAAGUCCCCUCACAUCUGACUAUGAAAAUGGAAAUAAAACUGCUCUGAACAGCCCAUCAAGGGUAAUGCACAAGGAUCCACUCCCUACUUUAAACCGAAAGAACUCAAAGGAGACGUUGAGGCCAUCAAAUCUUCUGUCCAACACCCAGACUUUGUCUACACCACCUAAAAGGCAACUUGCAAGCAUGCAUAUGCAAAAUUUGCAAAUUCCAUCACAUGGUGCUUUCUGCAGUGCUCCGGAUAGCUCGAAAUCAAGUCCUUCUAGGAGUCCUAUGAGGGCAUUUGGUACUGAGCAAUUUCUGAACUCUGGGUUCUGGGCAGGAAAACCAUAUCCAGAUAUAGCUUCUGCACACUGUUCUAGUCCAGGUUCAGGUCAUAAUUCUGGGCAUAAUUCAGUAGGAGGGGAUCUGUCAGGGCAGCUAUUUUGGCAGCACAGCAGAUGUAGCCCUGAGUGUUCUCCUAUACCUAGCCCCAGAAUGAUCAGCCCUGGUCCCAGCUCAAGGAUACACAGUGGUGCGGUCACCCCUCUGCAUCCACGUUCUGGAGGAACAGCUGCAGAGUCACCUACAGGCAAGCCUGAUGAUGGGAGGCAACAAAGCCACCGGUUGCCCCUUCCUCCAUUAAUAACCACCAAUAGUAGUCCUUUUUCUCCUACGUAUUCUGCCUCAACAACUCCGACAGUACCACGAAGCCCUGGUAGGGCAGAAAAUCCCACAAGCCCUGGUUCACGCUGGAAGAAAGGGCGGCUUCUUGGAAGGGGCACCUUUGGACAUGUAUAUCUGGGCUUCAACCGUGAAAGUGGUGAAAUGUGCGCCAUGAAGGAAGUAACUCUGUUUUCUGAUGAUGCAAAAUCAAGAGAAAGUGCACAGCAGUUGGGGCAAGAAAUUGCUUUGCUAAGUCGGUUACAACAUCCAAAUAUUGUGCAGUAUUAUGGAUCAGAGACAGUUGAUGACAAAUUAUACAUAUACUUGGAGUAUGUAUCGGGUGGAUCUAUUUAUAAACUGCUUCAAGAAUAUGGCCAGUUCGGUGAAUUAGCUAUUCGUAGUUAUACUCAACAAAUUUUAUCGGGGCUUGCAUAUUUACAUGCUAAAAAUACUGUCCACAGGGACAUCAAAGGAGCAAAUAUAUUAGUAGAUCCCAAUGGUCGUGUGAAAUUGGCUGAUUUUGGAAUGGCAAAGCAUAUUACUGGGGAGUAUUGUCCGCUGUCAUUCAAGGGAAGCCCCUAUUGGAUGGCACCCGAGGUUUUCAACAAUUCAAAUGGUUGUAAUCUUGCUGUUGAUAUAUGGAGCCUUGGGUGCACUGUUCUGGAGAUGGCUACAACGAAACCACCUUGGAGCCAGUUUGAGGGGGUUGCUGCAAUGUUUAAGAUUGGAAACAGCAAGGAACUUCCUGCAAUUCCUGAUCAUUUGUCAGCAGAGGGAAGGGACUUUGUGUUGAGGUGCUUGCAGCGGAAUCCCAUGAAUCGUCCCACCGCGUCAACGCUUUUGGAGCAUCCCUUUGUUAAAAAUGCUGCCCCAUUGGAUAGACCCAUUCCUAGUGCUGAGCCUUUUGAAGGACCAUCAUCGGGAACAAUUGCAGUGAGAUCUUCGGGCAUUGGAAAUUCGAGAAACUAUUCAAGCAUAGAUUCCGAAGGGAUGGGCAACCAUCAGUCUAGAGGCUCGAAAUUCGGUACAGUGUCCAGUGAUGCGCAUUCGCCGAGGAACAUAUCAUGCCCUGUUUCUCCUAUCGGAAGCCCACUUCUAUAUUCUAGGUCACCACAACAUAUGAGUGGAAGGUUGUCUCCAUCUCCCAUAUCUAGCCCUCAUACUGCCUCCGGCUCCUCCACACCUCUCACGGGUGGCAGCGGUGCCCUCCCAUUUCAUCAUCCUAAGCAGCAUACCUAUGUUCAUGAAAGUAUGGGGACAAUCCAGAGGUGUCAAAGUGGUUUCUAUACAAAUGGUAGCACUCCUUAUCACGAGCCAAAGCCUGAGCUUUUUCGGGGAGUGCAACAAACCUCUCAUGCUUUCCGAGAUAUGUUUUCUUCAGAUAAUUCCCCAAUUGUAAAUCAGAUGGGGCGGCCUACUCCUGUCGAGUUUUAUGAUGUACAGUCGGUUCUGGCUGAUCGUGUGUCUCAGCAGCUCUUGAAGGAUCAUGUAAAGCUUAAUUCAUCCGUGGAGUUCAGUCUGAGCUCACCAAUGCUGGACCGGACAAACGGCAUCUGAUUGUUUCACUGAGAUCCCUGGUCAGAGCAGAACUUGGCUUUGAUGCUUUUAGGUCGGUUUUAUAUCUCUCACUCAUUGCAGGAAGGUCCAGUUUGUAAGUUAUGAGCCAAAGUUGGAUGGAUCUCCAAGAGGCUUUGAAGCUAUUGAAACUGUAAUUUGCCUAUCUGCUGCUGCCUCAGAAAAACCUGCAUUUGGAAAUUCUUUACCAAGGAGAACCUUAUCAGCCACUGGGAAAAGAAAAAUGUAUAUUUUAAUCACACCUGAAAAAAAAAAAAGAAAAAAAAUUAAAUGAUCCAUUACCAUUUGAACCCAGAUAAUCAUCCUUUUUUUUGGUUUCCUUUUCUGGGAAGGAGAAAAGGGCGGCAACAGCAGCAAAAGUUGAUUGUACAGAAUGAUGGAAACAAGAAUUUGAAGCAGAGUUUUGUGAAGAAGGAAGAAGGGUUAACAUUUGCCAGGCUUGUCUGUUCAUCUCUUCUAUGGUUCAUAUAGCAGAUCACUCCAAACUCCUGCAAUGGGCUUGGCUGGUCUUGCUGAUACUGUUGUUGUACCUAAACUAUAUUUGCAUCAAAUACAAGAAAUCUUAUUCA